CAUGUCGUCAUUGGUGUCUUGUGCGGGUGAGGCCUUUGUUCGCUACUGCUCUCGCUGUCGCUGCUGCUGCUGCUGCUGUUGCUGCUGGUCGUGGUGUCGCCGGCCCUCCAAUCGACGUACAGCCAGCGCAAGAGAUGAAACCUGAUUGAUGAGUGAGACACGCUGCACCAUCCAUUCCAUGCAUCCCAUCAGUGUGCAUGUGCUGUCUGCGUGCCUCGGCCUCAUGUGGGGCGAGUGUCUUGUCUCUGUUGGCAGUUAUCUCCUGUCGCGCUUUCGCGAACACUCCACACCAACGCUGCACACAGAUGACACUUGUGUGGAUGUGGGGGGGUGUUUGCGUGUGCCUUGCUGACUGGCUGACUGACGUACACACUUACAUCUGCCAAGUGCUUCUUGUUGGCCUCGCGCUGUCUGGCCGUCGCCUCCUUGUCGCUGUCAUCAAACGAACCACCAACCGCACUAAGGAAGGCCAUACACACACACAAAGAUCCAAAGGCACUCAUGCUACAACUGUGUGUGUGUCUGUGUGUGUGUGGUCGCUGACGUGUAUGCGGCUUGUUGCAUCUGUCUCUCGAGUUGCGUCUCCAUUUGUCGUUUGAUGGGUUCGUGUUUGUUGGCCUCGCUCUGCGCGUACACACUCAGGGUCCUUUCGUCGGCCUGCACACAGCACAUCACGAGAGGGACAUGGACAGGGCAGCUCUCGUGACGUGAUCUCGAGGGUCACCAUGCGCAUCGAGACGUGAGAUUGGCUUUGGUGACGUCGCUCCGCGUGCUUGAGACGAGCAUCGAGUGCAGACAGCCUCGCCACAAGCUCACUCUCCCUGCCCGGCACACACGACACACACCAUACACAUGACAUACAUGACAUAGAUGUGUUUCCUUUCAAGAUUGGUCUGUGUUCACCAGUUGGGGAAUGUACCAUCCGUCUGGCGCUGCAGCGCGGUGCACUCGUCGCGGGCCGCAUUCUCAUUCUUCUGCUCGGUCAUCAUGGCCUCGUCCAACGAAUGGAUCUCAGCUGAGGCAUCAGCACCACAUACGCACACCGAGUGAGAGACUGUGAAGUUUCCCUCUUUCUGUGUGUGUCGGUGACCCUCCAUUUCUGCGAUGCGUGCCUGCACCUGUGCCAACUCUCUCUGGACACACGGAGACACACAACAUCCGCUUUGCCUCGUGUGCGUCGUCGUUCAGUAUGCAGUGCACCUGUGUGUUGUCGAUUUGGUGUGUCUGUGCCUUUCGCUGAUCGGUUGCCUCGUCCAGUCGGCCACUCACUGAUACCAACUCCUCGAGCAACUUCAUGCCAGCCUGUGCACACAUUCGCACAAGUCCACAAAGGUGCUGUUGUGUUUGCAUGUUUCUUACUGCGAUUUGCUGCUGGAUGGCGCUUGUCUUGCUGUCGACAUCGCUCAGCUCAUCGGCGUGUCGGCUCUCCUCACCAGCCAACUCUACAUCCACACAACACACAUGAGACACAUGGACGUCUGUGUCUGUGUCUGUGUCUGUGUCUGUGUAUCGCGCUAACGGUCGAUGUUUGUUUGUAUGUUGUGUUGGUGUGUGCGUUUGUCGGUCAUCUGCUGCUCGAAGGCCUUUGAUGUCUUGUCCACCGCUGCGAUGACGUCGUGCACUCUGAGCAGCUCGGCUGCGAUGUCACUGUCACUUGUCUCAUGCGUCACCACUGCUGCCCUCUGCUGCGCACUGGCCGUGGCCUCGCUCCAACUCGCUGUCUCCCUCUCCACGUCAGACACCCUGACAGCACGACACACCAUCCAUACAUCCAUCCAUCCGUGUGCGUGUGCAUGGGUCUUUGCUUACUUCAUCGACCGCUCUUCUGCCAGCAGCGCGUCGAGUCGGUGAGCGGUUUCUGCAUGUCUGGCCUCCUCACGCGAGACGCACUCAGCACGCACAGCCAGCUCCUGACAUGCGCACAUGACCUCACAUGAAUGACGGUAUGUGAAUUGUGUGGGUCGUGUUUACCUGUUGGAGGCCCUGGUCUUGCUCUCUGAGGAAGUCAAGCUGCAUGGUCAGCCCUUGCUGAACACAGCCACACACACACACACACACACACAUGGCACACAGAUACAAACGUGAUGUGUGGUCGGUGUGAGGUUGGUUUGUUUGCCAUCUCUGCAUCGGUCUCGAGUGCGUUGAGCUCCUGCCUGGCCGCUGCGAGACUGCUCUCGAGCGUGUCUCCCUCCCGACAGGACAGAGAGAAGUUGGACUCGAUCGUACGCAACGCAACCUGCACACACAAAAACAGAGUGAGCGCAUGUGAGGAGGAUGCAUUGUGGUGUGGUGUUGGAGUGUUACCUCGGCCUUGUCCAUCGCUUCAUGGAGUGACUGCAGCUCUGCGGUUUUGCUGUCUCGGUCACGCUCGGCAGCCGACUUGUCGGCGAGAGACACGGACAGAUGACUGUGCGCUGUGCGAUUGUCGGCCUUGUUCGACAGAAGCUCUCUCUCGCCUGAGAGAGAUGCACAAAAAAUGGAUCCAUCCAUCGCCCUUUCUCUCUCUCUUUGUGUUGUCUUGUGUACACACACGUACACUGGUCGAGCUGUGCGGCGACGGCUUUGUUGGCGUCGAUCAGACACGCAGCGCGAUGGGAGGCAGACGGGAGCUGACCAGACGAGAUGAAAUGGAUGCGUGCGUGGAUGGAUGUUGUGUGGGGUGUUGGUACUUUGUCGUUGAUGAUGGUCAUGAUUGCAUCGGCCUCGUGCUUGCAGCCAUCGAUGAACCCACGGUAACGGUCACGGGCAGAAGACAGCGUCUCAUGAGCUGACACAUCACACACACACACACACAUGCAUUGGAUGGAUGCGUCGACAUGUGUGUUGGGUGGUUGUUGGUGUGAGUAUGCGUGCCUUGUUGGAUGCACUGCUCAGUGGUUUGUGUCUCCUGUCUGCAGAGGGUGUGUUGCGUCGAUGCGAUGUCGACCUUGCACGUGAUGUCUUGCCACUUGCUGUGCAGGUCCACUGCACGCUGCUCGUGACCCGUGAACGACUCCUAUGCACACACGACCGAAUGUAUGCAACGCACCACACAGGGAAAUGGAUGAACGAGUGGAUGUCGUGUGCGUAGAUGUGUAUAGGUGCGUGUGGUGGUGACUUGGAGUUUGUCGAGCUCCUGCGCGAGUUUGUCGAUCGCUGCCACAUUGUCGAUCAGACACACAGCACUCUGGUCAAUCCGACCUGCACGGCAGAGACACAAGUGUGUUGAUGCACUGCAGUGCAGUGUAUGGGUCGGCGUGUGAGUGUAUACUUUUCUUGGCAGUGUGCUCGCGCAUCAACGCCAUCAGGUCUUCCUUCACACUGUGGAAUAUCUGCAUAUAUGUCGCCCACACGCGCAGCAAAGGAACAGAGGGACACAUUGACUAAUGGUUUGGUGUCUGUCUGUCUGUCUGUCUGUGUGUGCGGUGUCCGUGCCUGCAUGUCCUUCCGCUGCUUGUGGAUGGAAGCGUGCACACCCGCCGAGCCGUCUUCACUCAUGGCGACUCACACAGACAAACAGACAGCCGCAGAUCGCUCGAGAGGCAAUCAAUCGGUCGGCGAACGAGUGAACGACUCACAAGUGAGGCACACAAGCAACGAGGGCGACCGUCGAGUGUUUUCUCCGGUUGACUGGCUGCCGCUGCAGCUUCGAAUUACGUACAUGUAUUCGUGUACACACAUGUACAUAUGUGUUUGUUGAUCGAUCCAUGUACGUAUGUAUGUCUGUGUGCGUGCAGUUGGCGCAUGUCUCUGAUGCACUAGCCACAGUGGCACUCACACUACCUCCCUACCUACAGGUACAGCGGGUAGACUACCACAUGCUCAGCCGCGGAGGACGUUCCCUCCGCGCCACCCUGUUGAGACCCUAAAGCUUCCCACCACUGCACACACGCACCCACAUUCCAUCAGACACAUGCAUAUAGAUGCAUAGACAGACAGACAAUUGAACGAUCAACUUUCCCCUCAGUAGCUUACCACGGCAAGCAGUGAGGCCCCCUGGACGACGGACGGACUGAACCGGACGGCAACGGGAAUCCUGUCGCCAUUGUUGACCACACCUCUG
This is a messenger RNA of Vitrella brassicaformis, 4042 nucleotides long. The record is from the annotation of a GenBank genome assembly. NCBI's taxonomy places the organism in Eukaryota, Vitrellaceae.